AUGGCUGUCCCAUUAACGCACCGAGAGGCUGCUUCGGGGGUCUUGGGCUCGAUAUCCCUUGCUUGCUGGAUAUUUCUCCUGGUCCCCCAAUUAAUCGAGAACUACAAGAAUGGCAGUGCCAAAGCCAUAUCUUUCGCCUUUAUUCUCGUCUGGUUUAUUGGAGAUAUUGCAAACUUGAUAGGAGCUCUGUGGGCUAAGCUGGUCCCCGUGGUGGUAGCCAUAGCCAUAUACUUCUGCAUUGCGGACGGGGUUUUGAUAUGCCAGUGCAUAUACUACAACGAGAAAGUCUCACGGGAGAUGGAGAGACGGAUUUCGAGUCAUACAGCGCAUGAAGAUGAUGGAACACACGUUCCCCAGCCAACGACACCGCUAUUAAGCCGACGGAUGAGCGAGAAUCUUGGGCAAAGCGGACGAAGGAGGCCUGAUGGCAACUCACUCAACCAUGACCCCUUGGCAAAGAUGCUGGCAGAGGACGAGCCAAAGAGCACUUGGGCUAAGAAUAUACUGAGCCUAUUGGGAAUCUGCACUGCGGGUAUUGCUGGCUGGGUGAUCGCAUGGAAGACGGGUGCAUGGCAACCGACUCCUACCCAACCCAUCAAAGGGCCAGCUGAGAUGGCUGUGGGAGCGCAGGUCGCUGGGUAUCUCAGUGCAUUGUGCUAUCUAGGGUGA
Trichophyton benhamiae CBS 112371 is the source of this 669-nucleotide messenger RNA. RefSeq lists its product as uncharacterized. Lineage: Eukaryota; Fungi; Ascomycota; Eurotiomycetes; Onygenales; Arthrodermataceae. The record is from RefSeq and is a predicted model, not a curated record. Bases 1 to 669 code for a protein of 222 amino acids. Gene Ontology annotation, biological process: basic amino acid transmembrane export from vacuole. The transcript has 2 exons. Gene Ontology annotation, cellular component: fungal-type vacuole membrane.